Messenger RNA from Erpetoichthys calabaricus (reedfish), 1152 nucleotides. Its product is annotated as sulfotransferase 1C2-like. The transcript is spliced from 8 exons. The record is from RefSeq and is a predicted model, not a curated record. The coding region runs from base 36 to 1103 and encodes 355 amino acids. Gene Ontology annotation, molecular function: sulfotransferase activity. Lineage: Eukaryota; Metazoa; Chordata; Cladistia; Polypteriformes; Polypteridae. Gene Ontology annotation, biological process: sulfation. Gene Ontology annotation, cellular component: cytoplasm.
GUGAAAAGUCAGGAGCGCGUGGUAGCAAUGCCGUGAUGAUAAGGCAGAGAUGGACAAAGUGCGGCAGUAGGAAGCGUUUGCUUUGUCAUUGUGGCAGCAGCACCUCUGCGAGUGACGGCAUCGCGGGACCGGAGGCCAACCUCGGAAUUAACAGCUCAAUGCCUCAGACACAAACAGAAAGCCACAACGAGGGGGGCAAGGAUGCAGAAAAAUCUGAAUGCCCCCCACAAAUGGAACGUCAGGUGCUUUAUGAUGUUGAAGGGGUGCCGAUGAUCUCGGUUUUCUUUGAGUACAACGAAAGGAUCAGAAACUUCAAGGCCAAGCCGGACGAUGUGCUGAUAGCAACGUAUCCCAAAGCAGGUACAACGUGGAUGAUCGAAAUUGUGGACUGCAUCCGCAAGGAAGGAGUCACAGCAGAAAUUAAAAAUCAGCUGAGCAUGACUCGGUCUCCAUUUAUAGAGAUGGGGGCCGCCAAUAUGAUGCCUUCUGGAGUGGACCUGCUAGAGAAUAUGCCGUCUCCUCGACUUGUGAAAACUCAUCUGCCAGUGAACCUGGUGCCAAAGUCCUUUUGGGACAAUGACUGUAAGAUCAUCUAUGUGGCCAGGAAUGCCAAGGACGUCCUUGUUUCUUAUUAUUUUUUCCAUAAGAUGAAUCUGGGCAUGCCAGAUCCUGGAAGCUGGGAAGAAUAUUUUGAAAGCUACCUGUCUGGAAAUGUGGCUUGGGGCUCCUGGUUUGAUCAUGUGAUUGGCUGGUGGGACAUCAGGGAACGUCACCAGAUCCUCUACGUCUUUUUUGAGGACAUUGUCCAGGACCCGGUGCGGGAGGUGGAGAGGGUGGCGCGUUUUCUGGGUAAGACCCUCGAGGGGACCACGAUCAACGAGAUUCUGGACCACAUUGCAUUCAGCAAUAUGAAGGACAAUCCCAUGACUAACUACUCCAUUGUACCUUCACAUCUGAUGAACCAGGAGAUUUCACCAUUUAUGAGGAAAGGAAAAGUUGGCGACUGGAAGAACCAUUUCACCGUGGCCCAGAACGAGCGAUUUGAGGAGGAAUACCGGCGGCGUAUGGCCAAGACCUCGCUGCGUUUGACAGAUGAGCUCUGAGCUGGAAGACGGCCUGCUGAUUUCACCCAACACAAAUCCACGAGAUCAU